AAUCACAACUUGGGAUUUCGUGAUCUAAACUUAAAAUUGUUAAGGUGGUAAAUUGUCAUCACUUGUAAACAAUUGUCAGCCUGAUUACUACUAAUUUGACUUAGAACGUUGUGACGAAAAUUUGACUUUACUAAGGUCCGUCAUGUUUUAUAAUUAUCAAGUGUGAAUCAACUCUUUUCAAAAUGGCAGAAAAUCUUUCGAAACGGCCUCCCAAAGGAAUUUUAAAAUCAUCCAGCAGCUUUGAUAAUCCGGAUGUAUCCAGACCAAACAAAGAAACAAAAUGGGAUGAAAUGAAUAUAAUUGCAACACUGCAUCCACCAGAAAAAGAUUAUGGUCACAUGAAGAUCGAUGAACCAAAAACCCCAUACAAUUAUGAAGGCCUGCAAGGUGAAUUUGAAUUUGAUCAAUUAGAUUCCACUGCUGUUGCAGCCAAAUUGGCUGAAGGUAGUAAACCAAAAAUAUUUGAGGAAUCAAGUGAAGAUGAAGAAGAGAAGGAAACUCUUGAAGAAAGAGAAAAACGAAAAGCAUUUGAAGCAAAGAGAAAGCGACAUUAUCGAGAAUGGCAAGUAGUUCAAAUGGCUCGAAAGCAAUUACUUGAACAAGAUGAAGAUGAAGACGACGAAAAUGAAGAAAACGAAGAAGACAUAGAAAAAGAUGACAAUAAUUCUUUUCUUUCUGAAGAACAAAUUGAUUUCGAUGUUAAAUUCAAGUGUAUGCCAUCUUGUAAUGUAACUAAAGAAAAGUGAUAUGG
Habropoda laboriosa is the source of this 751-nucleotide messenger RNA. RefSeq names its product protein phosphatase inhibitor 2-like. NCBI's taxonomy places the organism in Eukaryota, Metazoa, Arthropoda, Insecta, Hymenoptera, Apidae. The coding region runs from base 183 to 746 and encodes 187 amino acids. The record is from RefSeq and is a predicted model, not a curated record. The transcript has 4 exons. Gene Ontology annotation, biological process: regulation of signal transduction. Gene Ontology annotation, molecular function: protein phosphatase inhibitor activity.